Molecule: messenger RNA, 921 nt
Organism: Pocillopora verrucosa
Lineage: Eukaryota; Metazoa; Cnidaria; Anthozoa; Scleractinia; Pocilloporidae
Source: RefSeq, a predicted model, not a curated record
AUGGCCAGCAACACCUGCAACACAACAUCAAAUAGCACCUAUGAAAGGACACGUUCAGCCAUUCUUACAUCAGAUUGUACUACACUGUUGGUGAUGCUCAUCUCUGAAUGUCUGGCAAUAGUCAUCUUAAAUCUCAUCACUAUUAUUGUAUUCACGAAGAGGCGCCAUUUACAUCGCCGGAGUAAAUUCUUAGUCAUCAAUCUGGCCAUAGUCGAUUUCUUAGUUGGAUUAGUCUCUGUUCCUGCUUUGGCCAUGAUUCGAGUUUGGUACUUCUGUUAUGCAAGGGACCACAAUGACGCUCAAACGAGAGAAUAUAAGAUUAUGGUUUUAGUCAUUCUGAGGGAUCUUUUUCCUCUCACCUCCCUUGUUAAUCUUGCAGCUAUUUCGUUGGAACGAUUACAUGCUACCUUUUUCCCAUUCAAACAUCGUUUUACUAAGAAAUGGGUGUAUGGAGUUAUAAUUUCCAGUACCUGGUUAGUGGCUCCAUUCUGUGAAACAUCUCUUUCUGUUUUACAUUUUUAUCUUAAACGGGAUACCAGCAUAAGUCUCAUGGUCUCACUUAUUUGGUAUGUAUUUUUUCUCUCCAUCAUCUGUUUUUCUUACAUAUCGUUAUUUAUCAAGGUUCGAUAUGGUCACAAUCCCCAGCACCAUGGUGCAACCAAUAGAGAUAGAAAAUUAACCAUCACUUUAAUUUGGGUUACAUUUGCCUCGCUUCUGUCUUGGUUGCCAUUUUUUGUUGUAACAACCCUGAGGUAUUUCAACAAAGAUAUCUCAAAUACGCUUUCCAACCGGUCAUAUUUCUAUUUUACCUCAGCAAUGUAUAUGUCAGUCGGGGUAAAUUCCUUAGCAAAUCCACUCGUGUACGCCGUAAGGAUGCCGGAAUUCAGGGCCGGUCUAGUAAAGAUAUUUCGCAAAACUUAA